CCACGAGACCAGUCUGUCUACGGUGAUGGUCUGCGGCACGCAGUGACAAGUUGAGUCCACUCAAAGAUUCCCAGUCAUGUAGCUUUAGUUUGUACUCGGUCUUCAAACACAUUCAAUGGCGAAGCGAACUACGGCAUCGUGUCGUAAUUAUAUAAUAUAUAUUUUUUAUGGAUCACAUUACAACGUGUUUUGAGCGGUCGUGGUUUUUGGCGCGCGUUCUUUUGACAUACCAUUUUGGCAGAGCGCGCACCACUCUGAAUGUGACACCUUGGAUAGUUGACGGAUUCGGGAAAAUGCCUCAUCGAAGUUUGUCAUCGUUAAGAACUCAAACUUUGCAAUUAAUAUAUUUAAGCUUUUGCAAAAUUAACUUGGAAUGAAUGAAGAAUGCAUAUCGUUUGGGAAAUAUUUUUGAUUUUUCAAGCAUAUUUCAUCUGUACAUCAGCACAGCUAAUUUCACCAAAGAUUCAUGACGGUUGGUGGGCAUACAAAGAUGCUGUCCAAGGGAGCUUUGUUCCAGUACCAUCCUUCUGGGGGCUAGUGAAUUCCGCCUGGAACCUGUGUUCCAUGGGAAAGAGGCAGUCGCCGGUCAACGUCGAGACCAGUCACAUGAUCUUUGACCCCUUCCUCACCCCUCUACGUCUCAACACAGGCGGACGCAGCAAGAUGGGAGGCACCAUGUACAACACAGGGCGCCACGUGUCGCUGCGGCCAGACAAGGCUCACCUGGUGAACAUCUCCGGUGGGCCUCUGGGUUACAGUCACCGGCUGGAGGAGAUCCGCCUGCACUUCGGCAGCGAGGACGGCCAGGGCUCGGAGCACCUGCUCAAUGGACAGUCCUUCCCUGCAGAGGUGCAACUUAUACACUACAACCAGGAACUCUAUGCCAACUACAGUGAGGCAGCCAAGAGCCCCAAUGGCGUAGCAAUUGUGUCCAUAUUCAUAAAGAUAUCCGAGUCUCCAAAUGUAUUCCUGAAUCGCAUGCUGAACAGAGACACCAUCACGAGAAUAACAUACAAACAUGACGCAUUCUUACUCAUGGGGCUCAACAUAGCAGAUCUAUAUCCAGACACUAUACGUUUUAUAACAUACGAGGGCUCCAUGACUAUCCCACCCUGCUUCGAGACAGCCACCUGGAUCCUCAUGAACAAACCUGUGUACGUCACACAGAUGCAGAUGCAUUCUCUGCGACUGCUAAGUCAGAAUGAGCCAUAUAAGAUAUUCCUCAGUAUGAGUGACAACACGCGGCCCGCCCAGCCUCUCCUACAGCGCUGUAUCCGCACCAACAUCAACUUCAGCAAGCAGGGCCGAGACUGCCCCAACAACCGUGCCCUGAGGCCCCAGUAUCGAGUAAACCAGUGGCUUCUGAAGUAGGAAAAAGAUGAACAUGCUGUACAAUACAACAGGAUAAAAACUAAAUAUGGGAUCCUGAUUCUCAAGACUUUAUUUGAAUGUGGAAAUACUACAUUAUCAGCAGAGGCUGUUUUUUGAAUAUGUUUGAGAUUGCAAAGUAAGACAAGUAAAGAUUGAAAAGUGUAACUUUUAAGGCUGCACAAAUGUAAUUAUUUUACAGAGCUUAUGGAAAUGGGCUGUAUAGAAAUUCAGCAGGCUCCGCCAUUUACUGACCUCUGCAGUGGAGACAAUGAGGACCUCUUUUAUGACAUCAUCACCAACAUCAGAUUCACUUGAGUACCCAAAGAUCCCAAAGGACCAACACUUCUUGAAAUUAGCUAAAUGUAAUCACAGAUACAACCAUCAGAUCUAACAACAAGCUAAGAAUCUGAAUAUGAUAAGAGGGUGCUUCUGGUGAUGAAAGCUUCUACAUAAACAUGUCACAAGCAAAAGGUGUACUGAAUAAAUGUCACAAAUGCAGAAACUUUUCCUGACCAUGUGACCUAACCAGGAAAAACUCUGUAUCCCAGUAAAACACCAGGGCACGAGAUAUUCCUGUUUAGGCCACAUAGUCAGGAAACACUCCUAGCCAUAGACUUGGUAGAUCCAGUAUUUUAUACUGUAUUUGCUAAACUUUUCAAGCCAUUUUGGGCCAUUUGCCCUUUCUCUGUUUAAUUGUUUACAAUUUCAUUCACUCUGUUUAUUUCAAUGAUAGCAGCCCAAUUAACAUGUUUCAGAGAAUUAUCUAAGAUAAAAUAUCACUUUACAUAAGGCCUAUAUAGUAUAUGCUGUUUAAGAAUUGUAUAUUGUCUAGCACUGAAUAGAGCAUGGGACGUGAUUUGUCUGCAAAUUCUUUAAGCAGUCACAAGGCAUUCCUUAUCAAUUAUUUAUCCUCAUUUUCAAUUCAGAGCUGUGUAUGGCGUUACAGGCAAUGUGGGUUUGUGUGUGUGCGCGCAUGUGUACAUGACUGUAUGUGUGUGUGUGUGUGUGUGUGCGCUCUCUCCUGGGAAUUGUAUUUCUCAUUAAACAGGGUAAAUCUCCUCGUUUUGUGGCAACGAAACAAAUACAAUUGUAUUUGUCACAUGCGUCAAAUACAACAACAGGUCCACAGUGAUGCUUACUAACAAUCUCUUUCCCACCGAUGCAGAGUAAAACAAGAAGAUAAAGACACAAGAGAAAUAACACACAAUAAUGAAGCUAAAUACAGGAAGCACCAAUAUACCAUAUCAAUGUGCAGGGGUACGAGGUAGUUGAGGUAAGUAUAUACAGUGCCUUCAGAAAAUAUUCACACCCGUUGACAAAGUAAGAUUUAUAUGAAUUGAAUUGUAAUUUUUUGGAAACGAUCUAAACAAAAUAGUCUAAUGUCAAAAUGGAAGAAAAAUUUUCAUUUUUAUUUUUAAUUAAAUGGAAGAUAAAACACAAAGUAUUCAACCCCUUGAGUCAAUACAUGUUAGAAUCACCUUUGGCAGCAAUUACAGAUGUGAGUCUUUCUGGGUAACUCUAAGAGCUUUGCACACCUGGAUUGUACAAUAUUUGCCCUUUAUUCUUUUUACAAUUCUUCAAGCUCUGGUUAUUGGUCUUUGCUAGACAGCCAUUUUCAAGUCUUGCCAUAGAUUUUUUUGCCAAUUUAAGUCAACUUUAACUAGGACACUCAUGAACAUUCAAUGUCGUCUUGGUAAGCAACUCCAGUGUAUAACUGGCCUAGUGUUUAGGUUAUUGUGCGGCUGAAAGGUGAAUAUGUCUCCCAGUGUCUGUUGGAAAGCUUAGCUCUAUUCCUUUAUUUAUUUAUUAACUCCUUAGUCCUUGCCAAUGACAACCAUACCCUCAACAUGAUGCAGCCAACUUCAUGCUUGAAAAUACGAAGAUUGUUAGUCAGUGAUGCUUUGUAUUCAGGACAAAAAGUUAAUUUCUUUGCCACAUUUUUUUGCAUUAUUACUUUAUUGCAAACAGGAUGCAUGUUUUGGAAUAUGUGUAUUCUGUACAGGCUUCCUUCUUUUCACUCUGUAAUUUAGGGUAGCAUUGAGGAGUAACUACAAUAUUGUUGAUACAUCCUCAGUUUUCCCCUAUCACAGCCAUUAAACUCUGUUUUAAAAUCCCCAUUGGCCUCAUGGUGAAUUCCCUGAGCGGUUUCCUUCCUCUCCGGAAACUGAGUUGGGAAGUACGCCAGUAUCUUUGUAGUGACUGGGUGUAUUAAUACACUAUCAAAAUUGUAAUUAAUAACUUCACCAUGCUCAAAGGGAUAUUCAAUGUGUGCUUUUUUAUUUUUUACCCAUUUACCAAUAGGCGCCCUUCUUUGUGAGGUAUUGGCAAAUACCUUUGUGGUUAAAUCUGUGCUUGAAAUUCACUGCUUGACUGGGGGACCCAGAUAAUUGUAUGUGUGGGUUACAGAGAUGAAGUAGUCAUUUAAAAAAUCAUGUUAAACACUAUUAUAGCACACCGAGUCCAUGCGACUUAUUAUGUGACUUGUUCAGCACAUUUGUACUCCUGAACUUAUUUAGGCUAGCCAUAACAAAGGGGUUGAAUAUUGAAGCGACUUCAGCUUUUCAUUUUUUCUUAAUUUGUAAAAAUGUAUAAAAACAUAAUUCCACUUUGACAUUAUGGGGUGUUGUGUGUAUAUCAGUAGGUGUGAAUAAUUUCUGAAUGCACUGUACAUGUAGGCUGGGUUAAAGUCACUAGGCAUCAGGAUAGAUAAUAAUAAGAGUAAAAAAAACUAAGUAGCAGCAGCGUAUAUGAUGAGUGUACACUCUUAGAAAAAAGGGUUACAAAGGGGUUAUUUGUGGAGGGAUAGGGUUCUACGAAGAACCGUUCUGAUCUAAAGAACCCUAUUUGGAAGACAAUGGUUAUUUUGUAAGGCAAAGGGUUCUACCUAGAACCUUUAACAUCCUAAGAACCGUUUUGGGAAGAAAGGGUUAUUUGAUGAUUCUUUAAAAGACAAGAAGGAUUCUUUGGAAGGCAAGAAGGGUUCUACAUAAAACCAUACAUAAUAUUUCCCAGUUUGUUUUACUGUAUUAUCUGUGUUUUUGCAGGUACAUUGAUUGGUUGAUUAAUUUCAUGCUACACAAAGACAAAUAACAUACAGUUUGCUGAAAUAAUACAAUCUGUUAGUAAUUGGAUUUGUUGCACCCGUAACUGAGAUGGCUGUUCCAGUUUAGAUGAUUGAGAUAGUCUCCGUAUUCAAUCUUCCAUAACCUGACAGUCAUUCUGAAUGCAGGUUGUGGGUGAUUUAACAAUUCCACUUGUUGGAUAUACUAAGUGGCUUGAUUCCAAUAGGAAUUACACAUCACUUUGCAAGCCAGCAUAAUGUGACUUGCAGGCCUGAUGUGGCCUGAUUUUAAAGGCUAAUAAGGUUGGUGGAAUUGUUUAUAGAGGGUUCUAGGUAGAACCCUGCACGGGUUUCUUUGAAGAACUCUAUAUGUUUCUACUUAGCACCUUUUUUUCUGAGUGUAUGUGUACAUGUGUGAAAGUGUGUGUUUGUGUGUCUUUGUGUGAGAGUGUCAGUGUGAGUGUGUGGAUCAAGUCCUGUGAGAGUGCAAAAUAGUGCAGUGCAGAUAGUCCGGGUAACCAUUGGAUAGCUAUUCAACUGUCUUAUUCUUGGGGAUACAGUGCCUUCGGAAAGUAUUCAGCCCCUUUGACUUUUUCCACGUUUUAUUACGUUACAACCUUUACAACCCUCUCUCGGAGCUCCAAGGACAAUUCCUUUGACCUCGUGGCUUUGUUUUUGCUCUGACAUGCACUGUCAACUGUGGGACAUUAUAUAGACAGGUGUGUGCCUUUCCAAAUCAUGUCCAGUCAAUUGAAUUUACCACAGAUGGACAACAAUCAAGUUGUAGAAACAUCUCAAGGAUGAUCAAUGGAAACAGGAUGCACCUGAGUUCAAUUUCAGUCUCAUAGCAAAGGGGCUGAAUACUUACGUAAAUAAGGUAUUUCUGUUUUUUAUUUGUAAUAAAUUAGCAAAAAUGUCUAAAAA
This is a messenger RNA of Salvelinus fontinalis (brook trout), 5356 nucleotides long. Its product is annotated as carbonic anhydrase-related protein 10-like. The transcript is spliced from 9 exons. Bases 385 to 1371 code for a protein of 328 amino acids. The record is from RefSeq and is a predicted model, not a curated record. Lineage: Eukaryota; Metazoa; Chordata; Actinopteri; Salmoniformes; Salmonidae. Gene Ontology annotation, molecular function: carbonate dehydratase activity; zinc ion binding.